Messenger RNA from Penicillium roqueforti, 1011 nucleotides. RefSeq names its product alpha/beta hydrolase. Bases 1 to 1011 code for a protein of 336 amino acids. The record is from RefSeq and is a predicted model, not a curated record. The transcript has a single exon. Gene Ontology annotation, molecular function: hydrolase activity. NCBI's taxonomy places the organism in Eukaryota, Fungi, Ascomycota, Eurotiomycetes, Eurotiales, Aspergillaceae.
AUGGCUUCGUCUCGUUGGUGGCUGUAUGUACAGGCCAUAUUUUGGCGGUUUCUGAUGCGCAUUGGCAUGUUCUUGCACGAGAUUGGUCCGCGCCCACCCCGACCGUUAUUCACCCGUACCGUGAUAUCCGACUCCCAUUGCCAUCCGGUCGUCCUCCACUUUUACUGUCCACCGGAUUAUCCAGAGCAGCGAAGGCUAGGCCAUCGCUUCCCUGUCGCUGUGAACUUCCACGGAGGCGGUUUCACGCUCGGUGCUGCUACCGAUGAUUCUCGCUGGGCGAAAAUGGUGCUGGAGGAUACCGGCGCCGUGAUGGUGAGUGUCGGCUACCGGCGAGCCCCCGAACACCCUUUUCCUGCGGCAGUAGACGACGGAGUCGAGGCCCUACUGUACCUGGCAACACAUGCCAGUGAACUGGGAUUGGAUGUGAGCCGAGUGGCGUUGAGCGGGUUCUCGGCAGGCGGCAACCUGGCUGUCACGGUGCCCUUGCGACUGCGUGGCAGAAUAUCCACCGAAGUGAAGGAACAUUUGGGUCGAGCCGAAUCCACGCAAAAUCUGCUCAGUCAGGUCGGCGAUCUUCACAUCGUUGCAUUGUUCUCUUGGUAUCCGAUUCUGGACUUUGAAGAAUCUCGCGAUCACCGUCGCGCUAUGAGUCUGAUGCCGGACAAGACUCUCCCUGCAUUUUUCACCACACUCUUUGAUGAGGCCUAUCUUCCUGAUUUGGACGAACGUAUAUCCCCCUAUGCAUCUCCCAUCCACGCAUCUGACCGUAUCCUGUCUGAAGCUCUUCCCCGCGACGUCUUUUUCUUUAUUUGCGAAUGGGAUAUGUUGAUGAAGGAGGGUCAAUCUUUCGUUCGCCGAUUAGAGAGCCUCGGUAAACGUCCUCGCGCCAUGCUUAUUGAGAAAGCCCGGCAUGCGUGGGAUAAGUCACCUAAUCCGUGGCGGGACCAAAAUCGCGUGGACCUUUUAUACCGCGAUGCCUGUGCGGAUAUGAAGGCUAUCUUUGACCGGUGA